GUGGCUAAAAAGGCAGACGCACUGCAGCAGCAAAAUGGGCGCCACAGCCUCUUGCAGGAAAUCCACAGGCUAUCCUGAUCACGAUGAUGCAACGUAUCGCAAGUGCCAGGAGCUGAAGAUGGAGCGCUGGAUACAGAUGCAUUACCAAAUCAAGCAGCGGGAACAGGCCCUGGCGAUUGCCCAGCAUCGCGAACUCUUCUACUGGUUAGGCGGUUUCUAUUUAAGUGCCCUCUACGGGUGUGCCAGUUACUACCAACGGGUGAAGCGAGUCUCGGCACUGGCCCCACUCGUUCCACUGACAUUCAUAAUGGGCUACUACACGGACUGGGCCUAUGGCAGUAAGCUGCAUCGCAUCCAAGCCGAGGCCAAUAUGAUAAUGGAGCACGAGCAGGAGCUGCUGCAUUGGCCUGGAGGGUUGCCAACAGUGGCGGGCAUCGAUGAGGCGCGCGUUGAGGUCGAAAUGGAGAAGAAAAUGCAUCCGCACCAUUUGUAGGUGUAGAGGAACACAUCGGCAAUGCCUGUUGCAAUGCCAGAGACAAGGGUUUGCACAAUAUAUAUUAGAGGUUACUGCAUGAAUGCACCAGCAAGGUAUUCAUCGGAUGCACCCAAUCGCAUUAAUUGAUGAGAAAUUUUAUUAUGAUUCAUCUCUAGAUAUUUAUUCAUUUAAUUGCACUCACUUGUGAGCAUCCAUUUACAGAAUUAAGAUGCGAAUAUAUACAUACAUGCAGUAGAUUGCAACGAAUUCGGAACCUCGCAAAGCAUUACAUAGGGAAUCAUAACAUCGUUAGAUAUAAUGCCAAAGAUCAUUCAUAUAUGCAUUCAAUAAAUACACAGAAGGAGAGAGCUUUAGCAUUGGAGCCUUAGAACAGAACGACCAACAGAAUAGAUAAUCGUGUUCAUUCGGUUACUAUUCAUUAGAUUAUUCAUUUUGUCUAUCAUUUCAACUUGUUGGACAAAAACUUAAUGAAUGCAUUCCUGCAUACCUCUAAUGUGCACAUGGGCGGCCGCUUUAUGAUCGCAAAAAUCUAUUAAGGAAAUAAGUAUUCCCUAACCUUUUAAGCGCAAAUACAAAUUUUUUUACUCGCUCUCCUCUCUUGUCUGUGUGUGUGUGUGUUUCGAUUUCAGCAAUUUUUUGAGACAAUACUCCUUAUAUAAAUAAAUAUAAAUUUAUAUAUAUACGACAUAUAGAUAAUGAUUGAUAUAUUGUACUUGUCUUGUACACAUA
This is a messenger RNA of Scaptodrosophila lebanonensis, 1225 nucleotides long. Its product is annotated as plasminogen receptor (KT). Gene Ontology annotation, cellular component: plasma membrane. NCBI's taxonomy places the organism in Eukaryota, Metazoa, Arthropoda, Insecta, Diptera, Drosophilidae. The transcript has 3 exons. The coding region runs from base 35 to 493 and encodes 152 amino acids. Gene Ontology annotation, biological process: positive regulation of plasminogen activation. The record is from RefSeq and is a predicted model, not a curated record.